AAGAAACACUUGACGGUCACAAGCACGUCGCUGCAUAAGCACAAUUCCUCCUCCGCAAAGCCUCUGGAGCGCAUUCCCAAGAUCAGUAUCCUGCCACAGGCGCGAUGAAACCUGUCGGCUUAGUCGGCGGCGCUUCUCCUCGCUCAAUCGCCGCUUGCCUUGCGGCACGAUCUUCUGCAAUCGCCUUCAUCUCCAGUGCUGAACCUUUCCGCCAGGCUCGGGGGAACCACCAGCAGACGAAGAUGAAACUGCCACGAGUCAGCAUAGCCUCGCCUGAAACUGGCGAUUAUCUAUUCACCAUAGGACAGCAAGGCCUGCAAGAAUCCCAACAGGUAUUGCCCAUGCUGUCGCUCCCAUUACGGCGUCAAGGUGAAGAUUCGCCGCUAGCUAGACUUCUCAAUGGAGUAAGAUUGCGGCCUGGCUUGGCUUCGAGUAGAGCAACCUUUCGUGUUCCACGCUUGUGGCCUGUACGUGAUGGUCGACUAAGUGCGAGAUACGCCGUACGAUUCUCAGCAACUUUGAGGUAAGAUUGCUGGGCGUGCGCGGCACCUUAUACGCCGCA
Messenger RNA from Baudoinia panamericana UAMH 10762, 562 nucleotides. RefSeq lists its product as uncharacterized. The transcript is spliced from 2 exons. Bases 105 to 527 code for a protein of 140 amino acids. The record is from RefSeq and is a predicted model, not a curated record. Lineage: Eukaryota; Fungi; Ascomycota; Dothideomycetes; Mycosphaerellales; Teratosphaeriaceae.